Molecule: messenger RNA, 1871 nt
Organism: Zea mays
Lineage: Eukaryota; Viridiplantae; Streptophyta; Magnoliopsida; Poales; Poaceae
Product: cytosolic aldehyde dehydrogenase RF2C
Exons: 7
Coding region: 54-1562 (502 amino acids)
Molecular function (GO): oxidoreductase activity, acting on the aldehyde or oxo group of donors, NAD or NADP as acceptor
Source: RefSeq, marked validated
CUCCUCCUUCCCACGACUCCCGAGCGCUUUCUCCGCCUGCGUGUGGCGGCAGCAUGGCGACUGCGAACGGGAGCAGCAAGGGGCCGUUCGAGGUGCCCAAGGUGGAGGUCAGGUUCACCAAGCUCUUCAUCGACGGCAAGUUCGUCGACGCCGUCUCCGGCAAGACGUUCGAGACCCGGGACCCUCGCACCGGCGAGGUGAUCGCCAGCAUCGCGGAGGGAGGCAAGGCCGACGUCGACCUCGCCGUCAAGGCCGCCCGGGAGGCCUUCGACAACGGGCCCUGGCCCAGGAUGACGGGAUACGAGCGUGGUCGGAUCCUCCACAGGUUCGCGGACCUGAUCGACGAGCACGUGGAGGAGCUGGCGGCGCUGGACACGGUGGACGCCGGCAAGCUGUUCGCCGUGGGCAAGGCGCGGGACAUCCCGGGCGCCGCGCACCUGCUGCGCUACUACGCCGGCGCCGCCGACAAGGUGCACGGCGCGACGCUCAAGAUGGCGCAGCGGAUGCACGGGUACACGCUCAAGGAGCCCGUGGGCGUGGUGGGCCACAUCGUGCCCUGGAACUACCCCACCACCAUGUUCUUCUUCAAGGUAGGGCCCGCGCUCGCCGCAGGCUGCGCCGUCGUCGUCAAGCCCGCCGAGCAGACGCCGCUGUCCGCGCUCUUCUACGCGCACCUCGCCAGGGAGGCCGGCGUCCCCGCCGGCGUGCUCAACGUCGUGCCGGGAUUCGGGCCCACGGCCGGGGCCGCCGUCGCCGCCCACAUGGACGUCGACAAGGUCAGCUUCACCGGGUCCACGGAGGUCGGCCGCCUCGUCAUGAGGGCCGCGGCCGAGAGCAACCUCAAGCCCGUGUCGCUCGAGCUGGGCGGCAAGUCUCCCGUCAUCGUCUUCGACGACGCCGACCUCGACAUGGCCGUUAACCUCGUCAACUUCGCCACCUACACCAACAAGGGCGAGAUCUGUGUGGCCGGCACGCGCAUCUACGUGCAGGAAGGGAUCUACGACGAGUUCGUGAAGAAGGCCGCCGAGCUCGCCAGCAAGUCCGUGGUCGGAGACCCGUUCAACCCGAGUGUCAGCCAAGGCCCCCAGGUUGACAAGGACCAGUACGAGAAGGUCCUCAGGUACAUUGACAUCGGGAAGCGCGAAGGCGCCACGCUGGUCACCGGAGGGAAGCCCUGCGGCGACAAGGGCUACUACAUCGAGCCCACCAUCUUCACGGACGUCAAGGACGACAUGACGAUCGCACAGGAUGAAAUCUUUGGGCCGGUGAUGGCUCUCAUGAAAUUCAAGACCGUGGAGGAGGUGAUCCAGAAAGCGAACAACACCCGGUACGGCCUGGCCGCCGGCAUCGUGACCAAGAACAUCGACGUCGCCAACACCGUGUCGCGGUCCAUCCGCGCCGGCGCCAUCUGGAUCAACUGCUACUUCGCGUUCGACCCGGACGCGCCGUUCGGCGGGUACAAGAUGAGCGGGUUCGGCAAGGACAUGGGCAUGGACGCGCUCGACAAGUACCUGCAGACCAAGACCGUCGUCACUCCGCUGUACAACACUCCAUGGCUCUGACCGACCUCAUCCUGUCCGAUGAACAGUUCAACAUCACAAACAAGAAGAAACAUGUCUUGUAAGAUACUCCUCCAAAGGAUCGGUUGCCUGUACCUGUACUCUUACACCUGCAUGGAUUGAUGAUGCAGUGCAAUGUAGCAUUCAGAACAAUAAAGACAUGUUUCGGACUGCUGGUGUCUGAUCGGUUGAAGAGCAUGUUUCAGUAUUACUAUUUCUUUUCACCGACAACCGCGUUGGUUUCUUGUGAACAUUUUUUGGUGCCUAUUUUCGCGAUAGGAACUUAUGGCAAUAUAAUGCUUGGCAUAUCAU